Caenorhabditis remanei is the source of this 1353-nucleotide messenger RNA. RefSeq lists its product as uncharacterized. The coding region runs from base 1 to 1353 and encodes 450 amino acids. The transcript has 11 exons. The record is from RefSeq and is a predicted model, not a curated record. Lineage: Eukaryota; Metazoa; Nematoda; Chromadorea; Rhabditida; Rhabditidae.
AUGCAAAACAACCAAAAUUUCUAUAGAAACGGGUACCCACGAUAUGAUAGCUUUCCCACGUCUUCUAGGAGUUACGGCGUGAGAAACGAUCGAUAUGAGCGUUGGCACGAAGAAGACGACGAUUGGUCGACGCCGAGGAGAGAGGAGACGUGGAGAGGAGAUUCCCGUCGAAACCCGGGUUCCCGUGCUGCUGAGGAGCGCCGACGGAGUGAUAGCUGGAAAUCGGGUUCUCCAAGAGAUUUCCGACAUGGUAAAGAUCGCGCUCCAAUGCCCAUCGACGACGAAUUUCUGGAUAGAUAUGGUGCGAAAAGGCUGAAUAAUGGAAAUCUAGUGGAUAGAGAUGGUUACACACUGAGAACUCGUGAUCCAGACUGUCGGGCGCCCUCUCCACCCACAUUCAAUCCAGGAAGAGAGAUGCGACGAUCAGGAGAUGGAAAACCUCCACCUGGUCUAGCGAAUAGGCUUAGUGAGGAGGAUUUAGACAAGAAAGCUCGUCAACAAAUAGAAAUGAUGAAUCGAAUGGCGACGACGCAACAGAAGGACGAAGAGAAAAACGAGAAGAAACAACGGAAUGAGAGAAAACGGAGGAAUCCGGAUGAAGGGGAAGACGAGUAUGAAGAAGUCGAGGAGCCACCAGUGAAAGAAACACCGAUUGAGACCUCCAACCCCUACUGCAACAACAUCAAAAAGGCACUUCUGACGUCUCCGCCUUCUUCUUCUGAAUCCUUUCAUCAUUCAUCGAAUUAUUUGGGAAAAAACCCUCGAAAUAUCCCAUAUCGACCCGCAAUUUCACAACAGAAAUCAUGGUUUCAAGAGUAUAAGCAACGGGUGGACACAUUGAAGGAACAGACGUAUGGCCCCUCCCCAUCACUUCCCGCCGCCACGCCCGGCUACUUCUUCAAGUCUCAACCCACGCUCUCCACGUCAUCUGGAGCAUCCACAACGUCUCCAGGAGCUCCAUUCUCCUCCACAUCAUCACCAUACUACGCGGUGGCGGCGACGUCUUCUUCUUCUUAUCUCCAGAAUCCUCAGAAUGUGAAUCCAUUCGGUGUGCCGAGAGACGUCCCGAUUCCCGACGUCGUCUAUCCGCCGUCGACGCCGACGCCUCCUGGAGCCACGUCACGAUAUGCGAAUCAAUAUUUGAAUGGGAUCAGUGUGGCGUCGAGUGCGACGAUGAAUCCAUUCGGCGUGUGGAGUGGGAAUAGUAAUGAUGGAAUACAGCAACUCGCCCACGCACCCCCACCACCGCCUCCUCCAGAAGACCGCCGACGCGAUUCAUCGGAUUCGGAUUCAGAAGACGAGGCGAUGACGAAACUUCGACAGAUUAUCGAGAAUUAUGGAUCGAAACGUUGA